AAAGAGUCAAAUAUAUGGCCACAGGAGUUUAUCGAUGAUGUUUACACAAGAAUAUGGCUUACUUAUAGGACAAAAUUUGCACCAAUAAAUCGUGACGAAGAUGGACCGUCACCAAUCUCAUUACAUAACUUGAUUAGAGGACAGAAUUAUGACUUGAACAGUGAAUACUUCACAACAGAUUGCGGAUGGGGAUGUAUGAUUAGAACUGGUCAGACGUUGUUAGCAAAUGCACUCCUCAAUUUACAUCUUGGGCGCCAAUGGAGGUUUAGCGAAGAAGCAAAUGAAAAACACGAACAGAUUGUUUCUUGGUUCAUUGAUUGCCCUUCACAUCCCUUUUCAAUACAUAGGAUUGUUGAUAAGGGAAGAAUUUUGUCAAAUAAAAAGGCAGGUGAAUGGUUUGGUCCAUCAGCUGCUGCCAGAAGCAUUCAAGCAUUGUGUAACGAUUUUGAUUCAGGAUUAACUGUUUAUAUUGGUUCUGAUAGCGGUGAUAUUUAUGAAAAUGAUGUUUUCAAAGUUGCUAAAGAUGACACCGGAGUGUUUCAGCCUGUUCUCAUAUUAUUAGGUGUUAGAUUGGGAGUUGAAAGCAUCAACAAACUGUAUUGGAAUAGCUUGAAGUCCAUUUUACAAUCUUCUGAAAGUGUCGGUAUAUCUGGUGGAAGACCAUCUUCAUCACAUUAUUUUUUUGGCUUUCAAGGGGAUUAUCUAUUUUACCUUGAUCCACAUUUUCCCCAACAGGCUUUACUUCACGAGGAUAAGUUGGAAAACUCUGUCAUUCACACCAAGAAGUUGAGAAAAAUUCAUUUGUCUGAGGUUGACCCAUCUAUGUUAUUAGGAUUUUUGAUAAAAGAUGAGCAUGAGUGGCUGGAUUGGAAGCAAAAGAUCCAAGAUGCU
This is a messenger RNA of Hansenula anomala, 891 nucleotides long. It is a transcript of the gene ATG4, whose product is annotated as cysteine protease ATG4. The record is from RefSeq and is a predicted model, not a curated record. Gene Ontology annotation, molecular function: protein-phosphatidylethanolamide deconjugating activity. The annotation marks the transcript as partial. NCBI's taxonomy places the organism in Eukaryota, Fungi, Ascomycota, Saccharomycetes, Phaffomycetales, Wickerhamomycetaceae. The transcript is spliced from 2 exons.